AUGCUCCAGCUGAUCCCGCAAGGCCUGUCGGUGCUCUUGGCCCGACAGGCUGAGAACGGAGCCGCUGCCACUGCGCUCCCUCCUCAGUCACUGGACCUGUCCAGCUACCCGACGACGGGCCUCCAACAGUUCGCCCUGUUUCUCAUCAUCUUCUUCCCGGCCGUGUCGCUCGUGCUUGUCGGCCUCCGCGUCUACGACCGCGCCACGACCAAGACUUUCGGGAUUGAUGAUGGCUUCAUCGUUGCCGCCACGAUCCUGGCAGUCGCCGAGGCAGUCUUCUCUUACGCCAUGGUGAAGCUGCAGUACCUCGGCCUCCAUGUUUGGCAGCUCCCGACAACUCCGUACGAUCCCACAGCCAGCUUGGUCGUGAAUUACAUCGUCGUCAUGCUCUACAACCCGGAGCUGGGACUGGUCAAAUCAUCGGUGCUCUUCUUCUUGCUCAGGCUUGGCGGGCACCAGCGCUUCCUCCGACGGCUGAUUCAUGCCCUGAACUGGUCCAACAUCGCUCUGCUGAUUGCAGUGCUGUUCGCCUCCAUCUUCACCUGCGUACCGAUCAAUAAGUAUUGGACCCCCUCUCUCCCGGGACAUUGCAACAACGAGAGCCUCCAAUACCUGAUCACCUCGGGCUUGACUGUCCUAACGGAUGUCCUCGUGCUGGCUAUCCCCGUCAAGAUCGUCGUUGGUCUCCAGAUUGCGAAAAAGCUCAAAGUCAUCCUCAUCUGUCUUUUGUGUUCCGGUAUCAUUGUGACCGUGUUCAGCAUACUGCGGAUGCGCGCCCUCUAUCGGCUCUACUACCCCCCUGCCGACCCCGGCCCAGACCCGACGUACGACAUCAGCUUCGUCUACUCCACGAUCGAAUGCAACCUGGCCAUCAUCACCGCGACUAUUCCACCCCUGCACGGGCUGAUGAGGAAGUGGUUCCCGCGCUUCUUCCGCGGCGCCUCGGGCAAUAGCUCAAACCGGUACCGGCAAGGCUACACCGGCGCUUCGGGCGCUCUAAAUACCAUCGGAGGAGGGGCAAUGGCUCUCAAGGAUCUCACGAGCCCCACGCGGUCACAGCGCGCUCGGCAGUCUCGGCUCAACAGCCUCUCGAACAGCGAAGAGGACAUCUUGGAGAAACCAUUACAAUAA
Messenger RNA from Thermothielavioides terrestris NRRL 8126, 1131 nucleotides. RefSeq lists its product as uncharacterized. The transcript has 4 exons. NCBI's taxonomy places the organism in Eukaryota, Fungi, Ascomycota, Sordariomycetes, Sordariales, Chaetomiaceae. The coding region runs from base 1 to 1131 and encodes 376 amino acids. The record is from RefSeq and is a predicted model, not a curated record.